AUUUUCAAGGCCCAAUAACCGAAUCAUUUUUCUAUAGCCCAAUAAGUGAGAGAUAAACACAACGUGCCAUUGCUAUUUUGUUAUACUUUUGGCAGGGACUAGUGGUGGAUAUGGAGAUAAUCCAAGCCAGUAGCACCAGCUCCCCAUCACUGAUUCACCCGCCGCUCCGCCGCAGCAUUUCCACCGGAAUUCACCUUAAUUCUCGAUUUCCCCCAUAUUCGUCAAUUUUGUUUCUAAAACCUAAACUUUCACAGCGCGCUGUUGCUGCUGUUCCUACCCGCGCCGUCCUUGAGAAUAGCACUUCAGAUUCUGUGGCUACAAAGGUUGUUGAACGUGAUCUGUCUUUAGCAAUCAAAAAUAGGGCAUUGGAGAUAUCAUCUGAUUUAAAGGGAACGUCCAUAUUUCUUGUUGGGAUAAAUAGCUCAUAUAAAUCGGGUUUGGGGCAGAUUCUUGCUGAUGCAUUGCGAUACUAUUAUUUUGACAGCGAUGGUCUGGUGGAGGAAGCUGCUGGAGGAAAACUUAAUGCCAUAUCAAUCAUAGAGAGUGAUGAAGAUGGAUACCUUGCAUCAGAGACGGAAGUACUGAAACAAUUGUCAUCAAUGGGCCGAUUGGUUGUUUGUGCUGGAAAUGGAGCUGUUAAAAGUGCAACAAAUCUGGCGCUACUAAGGCAUGGAGUUUCUAUUUGGAUAGACGUGCCAUUAGACAUGGUGGCAAAAGAGUUGGAGGAUGACAAGAUUCAACUUUCGGCUUCUGAUACGCCAAUAUGCAAAUCAUCUUCAGAGAUUCUGGAUCAACUGGCUGCAUUAUACAAUAGUGGGCUAAAUGGAUAUUCUACAGCUGAUGCCACCAUUUCUCUUCAGAAAGUGGCUUCUCAAUUAGGUUAUGGCUAUGACGAACUUGAUGCUGUGACGGCUGAGGAUAUGUGCAUGGAGGUUCUUAAGGAAAUAGAAAAACUCAUGAGAGUAAAGAAGAUGAUGGAAGAGGCUGCCAGACCAUUUUAGUCGCCAAGUUUAUGAUCUAAGAUGUCAUAAAUUAAUCUGGCACAUGCUCAUUGUGAGGAAUUUAUUCCAUCAAGAUACUCACUAUACGUCUCUAAUCCCUUCCAUCUCUCUCUCUCUCUCUCUCUGUUAUUGAUAUAUGUCGUAUGUUUGUGUGUGUGUGUGUCUGUUGUUGGGCCCUCCUUCGGUUUUAAACCCAUUAUUUGAGCCCAUUAAAGUAGCCAUGUGGUCAAAUCAACGAUUCAACAUGAAUGGAAUUGUGGCCCAUAUUCACA
This is a messenger RNA of Salvia miltiorrhiza (redroot sage), 1273 nucleotides long. Its product is annotated as probable inactive shikimate kinase like 1, chloroplastic. Lineage: Eukaryota; Viridiplantae; Streptophyta; Magnoliopsida; Lamiales; Lamiaceae. The record is from RefSeq and is a predicted model, not a curated record. Bases 111 to 1001 code for a protein of 296 amino acids. Gene Ontology annotation, cellular component: chloroplast. The transcript has 10 exons.